This is a messenger RNA of Arachis duranensis, 900 nucleotides long. Its product is annotated as protein FAR1-RELATED SEQUENCE 5-like. The transcript has 4 exons. The record is from RefSeq and is a predicted model, not a curated record. Lineage: Eukaryota; Viridiplantae; Streptophyta; Magnoliopsida; Fabales; Fabaceae. Gene Ontology annotation, biological process: regulation of DNA-templated transcription. The coding region runs from base 1 to 900 and encodes 299 amino acids.
AUGGCAGGGCAAGCUGGGGGGUAUUCCCUGAUGGGUUUCACCAAAAAGGAUGCCUAUAACUAUAUCGAGAAGACUAAGCGGGAGAAGAUUGUUGAUGGCGACGGUAAUGCCGCAAUAAUUUAUUUAGAGAAAAAAGCGGUGUCGGAUCUGAUGUGCAUGGCUAGGUACAGUUUGACAGACAACAAUAUGUUAGGAACUUGUUUUAGGCUGACGGUGGGAGCCGGAUUGAUUACCAAUACUUUGGUAAUGUGCAACAAAAAGCCAUUAGUGAUAGUGACAGACGGGUGUGACUCAAUGAGGGCAGCAAUCAAGGCAAUGUUUUCGGAGGCCACACAUAGGUUGUGUGCAUGGCAUGUAGAGAAGAACGUCACUUCAAAUGUGAAGGAUGAAGGGUUAAGACAACUUUUCACUAGGUGGCUGUACUCGAAUAUGGAGAUAGAAGAGUUUGAGGCAGGGUGGGAUGCAGCUGUUGAAGAAUAUCGACUUCAUGAUAGUUUUUGGGUGAAGGAAACUUAUGAUAAGAGGAGAAUGUGGGCAAAUGCAUACUUAAAAGACAAAUUCUGUGUCGGGUUCUGCACAACUUUUCGAUGUGAAGAGAUUAAUGCGAAUGUCAAAAAGUUUCUUAAUUUAAGGCACAAUAUUCUUGAGCUGGUGCAGAAUGUUGAGUUGAUGUUAAUUUUGGACGUGAGGAGGGAAAUCAAAGGUGUCGAUACAGUUAACUUUGCCGCAAAGGUUCGACAGUCCAUGAUUAUGGUGUACACAUUUAAAGAAUACGGCAUUCCAGGUAGGCAACUAAUGCAUGAGCAUGCGAUGGAAAUUUUAUCAAGAUUGGUGUUGAAAAGGUGGCGUAAGGACGCUAAAUCAUUGGAUAACUAUAGUGAAGGAAGAGUUGAUGAGUAA